AAAAGCGAAAAGGAGAUGGGCGUCCAGCAUCUGCUGAAGCUCAGGAUGGCGUCCCUCCACGCCCACCCCGCCGCACCGCCCGCCACGCGGCCGCUCUCCGCGCUCUCGUCCCUCCUCCUCGCGCCCUCUCCCGCCGCCGCGUCGUCCCCUCGGCCCGCCUCCCUCUCGUGCUCGCGGGCGUACUGCCCGGCGGUCAGACCUGCCGCCGGCCGGUGCUCCAGCAGGACGGUGGGACGGCGGUUGCCGGGCGCCGUGGUGGCGAUGUCGUCGUCUGCGCCGACGCCGGGGCCCGUGCAGAAGUCGGAGGAGGAGUGGGAGGCCAUCCUCACGCCGGAGCAGUUCCGCAUCCUUCGCCGCAAGGGAACCGAGUACCCUGGAACAGGUGAAUAUGACAAGUUGUUUAGUGAGGGUACUUAUGGAUGUGCUGGCUGCGGAACCCCCUUGUACAAAUCAUCUACGAAGUUCAACUCAGGGUGUGGUUGGCCAGCAUUCUACGAAGGAUUCCCUGGAGCCAUAAAACGGACGGCGGAUCCUGAUGGAAGGCGAAUUGAGAUCACAUGUGCUGCUUGUGGAGGACAUCUGGGGCAUGUGUUCAAAGGGGAGGGGUUCAACACGCCAACUGAUGAGCGGCACUGCGUCAACAGUAUCUCACUUAAGUUUGUUCCAGCCUCCGAAGAAGAAGCUAGUUGAUUGAGAGUGAAAAUGGAAAUAAGAACCCAUGGAGCAACUACUGACUACCUUCUCAUGAACAUUGGAACUCAAUACUUUUGUCAAUAAUGUAAGCACCAAGUGCUGAAGAUUGUUGUUAAUUUUGGCAGUAAACGGUUUGUGUAAUUCUAGGAUGCCUGUAGAUAUAUGAUUAUAAAGCCACCUGAAGAAUGCA
Lolium rigidum is the source of this 883-nucleotide messenger RNA. RefSeq names its product peptide methionine sulfoxide reductase B5-like. The record is from RefSeq and is a predicted model, not a curated record. Gene Ontology annotation, biological process: protein repair; response to oxidative stress. The coding region runs from base 16 to 690 and encodes 224 amino acids. Gene Ontology annotation, molecular function: peptide-methionine (R)-S-oxide reductase activity. The transcript has 3 exons. Lineage: Eukaryota; Viridiplantae; Streptophyta; Magnoliopsida; Poales; Poaceae.